AUGAUCAUCCCACGCCAAUCCUUUGCCAGACCAUUCAUUGUCUCGCUACUGGUUGUGUCAGUUACAUCGUCCAAAUUGCUCCAUCUCCUCCAACAUGCCUCCUCUCUCCCCUCCGGACAAUUUGCGCUCUACUUUCCGACAUUCUUCAUCCUUGAAACUAUUCAAUGUGUAAUCGCGUGGGCAUUGUUAUUCAAAUUUACGGGCGUGAAGUCAUUUUUGGGCACUGCAGUGACGGUGGCUAUCACAUCUCUGAGCUUCAUCUUAAGCUCAUCUCAAAUUGGGUUCUAUUUUGUGACUGGUAGUGAGAUACGCUGGGAUGCAGCCACAACCGUGGGAAAUGACCCGGAAGGGAGAAAGUUGAUGCUCAGCGGGUUGAGAUCAUUUUUGGGAGCUGCGGGUGCCCUUCUUGGGAUUUCAUGGCUACUCAAACAUUUGACAUAUGUUUUCAUAGAGCAUUGGAUGUCUGCGUUAUUUAGCGCACAAACUCAAAAGGCAGACGAAGAAGGCAUCAUGACUAGUCCCCAAAGAAAGUCUCGAGAAGCACGACUCACUCGAUUUUGGACAGUAUGCGCCGCAUUAGUCAUUGGAGUCUUGCGCUUGACUCGGCCUCAGAUACCUUAUAACCAUAUGUCUGAAACUAUCCCAUUUAGCUUCUUCCAAGCUUUGGGGUCAAGACCUGCUGAGCUGCAUCAGACUGGAGAUCAAUCAUUUCCACUCGCAGACCUGAUUGAUGAGCCAUACUGGGAAGGGUCACACGAUCACUUCAAGGGUUGGGCCCCGGGAAAGCCAGAUUCCAACGCCAAAAAGAAUCAGCCCGCAUGGGCGUCUGAGGAUUUACCACCAGGGUUCGAGCGAUGGAUCGAACGAGAGACCAAGAGAGAGAAAGAAGACAAUGUUGCUCUGGAUGAAAACGGGAUUUCUCCGAAUAACAUUUAUAGCCCCAUGGAUGACCCUCUUCGAAUCACCAACCUCGACCGUGAAAUGCUUGAGCCUGUAGCUAGGGCUCUCAAGAACCACAAAGUUCCCAUUACACAUGUCAUGCUUGUGAUGAUGGAAAGUGCUCGGAAAGACAUAUUCCCCCUCAAGGCAGACUCACAUUUGCACAAGGAGAUUCUAUCGUCCUACAAUACCCAAGAUCCCGAAGUACUCCAAAAAGUCAAUGACAAGUUAUCAAAUUUGACACCAAACGCAGAGAAAUUGACCGGGGAGGCGAGUGGACUUUCAAAAAAUGACAAAAUUUCCAGCCCUAGUGGUGGAUGGAAUGACACAACAGAACCAGGAAUGGGUGGCAUCAAUGUCAAUGGUAUUCUUACUGGUAGCAGUUUAUCGUUCAAAAGCGCAGUCAUGAACUACUGCGGUGCGGGCCCACUGCCAGUGAACUUCAUGGAUGAGGUCAACUCCCAGAAUUAUCAGCCGUGUAUCAUGCAGAUCUUUGAAUUGUUCAACCAACUCAAGGAGAAGUCCGCUAAGAAGGGUACAGUGAAUCAUACGCCUGGGAUUGGGCUUGAGCAUAUCCAUGAUCGAAACUGGAGCUCCGUGUUCUUGCAGUCCAUUACAGGACUGUACGAUGAGCAAGAUAAGCUCAACGAGCAGAUGGGGUUUCAAAAAUCUAUCUAUCGCGAAGACAUUGACCAUCAUGGUGCCAAACAUUACCACAAGGACAUGGAAAAGAUCAAUUACUUUGGAUACCCGGAGUACGAGAUAUAUCCAUACCUGCGGGAUGUGGUGCACAGUACAAUUAAGAACAACGAGCGGCUUUUCUUGUCCCAUUUCACAAGCACAACACAUCACCCAUGGGGCACGCCUGCAGAAUACCAUGAAGAGCAAUACUUUGCCGAAGACGGCCUGAUGGCGAAGCACGAGGACAUCAAUAAAUAUCUGAACACGGUCCGAUACGUGGACACAUGGCUUGGUGAUAUGAUGAAGGUCCUGGACGAAACUGGGAUUGCAAACGAGACAUUAGUCGUGUUCGUGGGAGAUCAUGGCCAGGCGUUUCCCGAAGACUCGCCAGUAUCCGGUACAUACGAGAAUGGACAUAUCAGCAAUUUCCGCAUUCCCCUCGUUUUCCGACACCCGCUAUUGCCCGCACUACAAAUCACAGCAAAUGCAACCUCGAUGUCUGUCGUCCCGACCAUUCUCGAUCUACUCGUGAAUUCGGGCUCAUUGAACGAGAUGGAUUCUAGUGCAGCUCUAGACCUGAUGAAUGAAUACGAGGGACAGUCACUGGUGCGCCCGUACCAAGCUACCCAUAAUGGCCGACAGGCAUGGAACUUCGGCAUCAUCAACCCCGGUGGUACAAUGUUCAGUGUUGGAUCUGCGGCAGUCCCAUAUCGACUCAUAUUGCCCCUCACUGAGGACUUUGAAUACGUUUUCUCUAAUCUAGACACUGACCCGGAUGAGCAGAGUCCAUUACGUGGGUGGUCCCUCGAGGAGUUGAUCGGCCGUGUGGAAAGGCAACAUGGAGACAAAGCCGGGAAGUGGCUGGUAGACGCGGAGAAAGUGGGAAAAUGGUGGAUUAAGGAACAGAAGAGACUCUGGAAUUACCAAUAA
Messenger RNA from Penicillium vulpinum, 2550 nucleotides. RefSeq lists its product as uncharacterized. Bases 1 to 2550 code for a protein of 849 amino acids. NCBI's taxonomy places the organism in Eukaryota, Fungi, Ascomycota, Eurotiomycetes, Eurotiales, Aspergillaceae. The record is from RefSeq and is a predicted model, not a curated record. The transcript has 4 exons.